Messenger RNA from Spathaspora passalidarum NRRL Y-27907, 576 nucleotides. RefSeq names its product iron-sulfur cluster assembly protein. The transcript has a single exon. Gene Ontology annotation, biological process: iron-sulfur cluster assembly. Lineage: Eukaryota; Fungi; Ascomycota; Pichiomycetes; Serinales; Debaryomycetaceae. Bases 1 to 576 code for a protein of 191 amino acids. The record is from RefSeq and is a predicted model, not a curated record.
AUGGAAGAACCUAUAAACGCAAACCCAACCAUCUUGUCCCUUGCCCAACUCCCAAAGAGACAAGAGACUGGAUCUCCUUUCAGUACCACAUUAUCUGCCAAUCAUAAACUCAUUAGUAAUGCCCUUAAGUUGUCGUUACUAGAAGAAGAAGACGAAUACUCAGAAGAAGACAUAGACUCAGACGAAGAAGAGGACCCUAUUGAUCCCCAAGAAAUCUUUGAUUUAAUAUCCACCAUCUCUGAUCCAGAACAUCCCUUGACUUUGGGGCAACUUGCUGUGGUCAAUCUCAAUGACAUUGAAAUAAACACUAGUAAAUAUCUCACCGAAGUUGUCAUUAGAAUAACUCCCACCAUCACCCACUGCUCGUUGGCCACACUCAUCGGAUUAGGAAUCAAAGUCCGUUUAAUCCGAAGUUUGCCUGGCAAGUUCCGAGUCAAACUCUUGAUCAAGGAAGGAUCGCAUCAAAGUGAAUCCCAAGUGAAUAAACAGUUGAAUGAUAAAGAAAGAGUGGCUGCUGCUUGCGAAAACGAGCAAUUGAUUGAAGUGAUUCUGAGAAUGUUAGCUACAUGUGUAUAA